UCAAUGUCAUUUUGACGGCUGACUUGCAAGGUGUUUUCUUUCUGGAUUUUUCUUCGAUUUUCUAGAUAAACCUGACUGAGUGCAUCUGAUUCACGCGCAUUACAGAAACAGUUUAUGGAUAUCUAUUUAAAGCCAGCCAUUAUCUAUCUCAGUGUUCGUCGAGCGUCUUCAGCUAGUUGUAAACAUAACCUCCGAAGUUCAACAUGAGUUCCAAUCAACAAAAUAAUCCUCCAAUCGCUGGAGCUAUAACUUAUCCUUCAAGAAGUGAACAGGAUGUUCAACCAGUUCCAAUUCAGCCACGGCAGCCCAGAAAUCUACAGGGUCUUCUCAGAUUCGCCAUGGAGGCCACAAAAGCGGAGGACGCUCCAGGAAAUUCAGAUUUGGGACCAAUGGAUGAAGAGAGACGAAAGUUCCUUGAAGAGGCUCUAAAGAGUCUAACGGUGAACUUAGCCGAGGUCCUACAGAACGCCAUCAGGGUGCUCACCAACCAGGAAAGGAUAAGAAGCAUUAAACAAAACGACACAGUGCCAGAAGAUGUGGUCUCUUCGUUUAACAACCUCUUGAUGUUUAUUGACGAUAUCGAUGUUGCUAAUGAUUUCUACAAAAUGGGCGGGUUCGCGAUUUUCCCAGUGUGCUUAGGCUGCGAGAACGACGAAGUUCGCGUGAACGCUUGCUGGGUCCUUGGGGAACUGUGCCAGAAUAACCCGUACUGCCAGGCGCGAGCGCUUGAGUGCGGGCUACUGGACGUGCUGCUGAGCUUGGCGCAGACCGAGCAGGGCACUGCGUUGGCCAAGUGCCUGUACGCUAUAUCAUGUUUGUGCCGCGAGUUUGAGCCGGCCUGCCGAGCGUUGGUGGCGGCAGGAGGCUGCGCCACGCUAACCCAACAGCUGUCGGCCAGCGACCUGCAGGCUCGCACCAAGGCCGCCUUCUUCAUCAGGCACCUGUGCCAGCACCGGCUUGACGCUAGAGAACAAUUCAUCGCACAGAAUCUCGUCCAAACCGUCACAGAGCAAAUCAGGUCCGGCCGCGACGAGGCCACAGAACAUCUCCUUAGCGUCCUCGAUGUCCUGACCAGCGACUUGGACCGGCGAGUCCUGGCCCAGUGCUCGGACCCUAGUCUCGGCCUCAGGAAGGUGCUGGAAGACACACUACUUCACGAAGAAGAAAAGAAAUCCUGUCAGGAACUUCUGACGAGGGUCUUCGACAGCAAACCUGUUCCUUUAAUGAAGGAGGAAGAGCCGGAGAGAUAAACUGUGGUGGAUAGUGACAGUGAAAUAUAAGAUUUUAAACUUUCGCGUUCCAUUUUAACUAAAAUAC
This is a messenger RNA of Ostrinia furnacalis (Asian corn borer), 1317 nucleotides long. RefSeq names its product hsp70-binding protein 1. The transcript is spliced from 6 exons. NCBI's taxonomy places the organism in Eukaryota, Metazoa, Arthropoda, Insecta, Lepidoptera, Crambidae. Gene Ontology annotation, cellular component: endoplasmic reticulum. The coding region runs from base 204 to 1250 and encodes 348 amino acids. Gene Ontology annotation, molecular function: protein binding; adenyl-nucleotide exchange factor activity. The record is from RefSeq and is a predicted model, not a curated record.